CGUCAGUUGUAUAUUGUCCGUCGGCCCGCACGUAUCGUAGCGCUACGAUUUUCGAACGACUUUGUGUGUGCGCAUCGCCGAUUACACUGUUGACUGAUCUUCAGUAAUUUGGUAUUCUGUAGGUGGUUGGCUUUGCUUACUGUAUGGUGACGUUGUGGAUCGUUUACCGUAACGUUCAAUUUGAAAAUUAUAAACAGUUUUGUUAAACCCAGUUCGAAAUCUCCCGCGUUUUUCACAGGAUGAUCCGCGUUAUCAAGAGAACAACGCAGUAGAUACCGUUCAGCUCUAUGAAGCCGAUGAAACUGGCACUCCAGUGUACUUACCUAACUCAAGCCAACUAAUAAGACGGGAAGGAACAGGAUAAGUUUGGGAGGGGGCGCUUACCCCGACGGAGACGAUAGACCUGCUUUGGCAAUGAUAGAAACGUACGGAUGGAGUAGAUAUUUUGUUCGCAAUAAUAAAAGACACCGUUCCCGUCGUCAGGGAUUCGAACUCCAUCAUGGACGGCUUCACGACCAAUAACAACAUGAACAACAACAGUUUGGGUUUCGAGAUGGACACAAUAGACAACAACAACGACACGAGCGCAGCGGCACCGGAGGAUCCCAUUUCCCAGAAGGUGCCGCUGGACACCUUCAUAGGUCUGACCCUCGCAUUCCUCUCCUGCUUCUUCAUAGGAAUCUCGGUCAUCUACAAGAAGCUCGCCCUCAAGGACAUUGAGGCUCGAGGCGAAACGAGAGCUGUCGAUGGAGGCUAUGGGUAUCUGCGAGUUCCCAAGUGGUGGCUUGGAAUUACCUUGAUGGGGCUGGGUGAACUGACAAACUUCGUCGCGUACAUAUUUGCUCCCGCUAUUUUGGUGACGCCGCUGGGAGUAUUUUCCAUCGUCUGCACAGCAGCUCUGUCUCCAUAUUUUCUGAAAGAAAGGCUCGCAAUGCUAGGAAAGCUGGGCUGCGUCCUGGUGCUUGUGGGUUGCGUCAUAGUGACGCUCUGUGGGCCAAAGGACCGCGAGAUUGCGACGAUGGAGGAACUUCAGUCACAACUUCUGCAUCCGGGGUUCUUGAUUUACGCCAGCCUGGUAGUGCUGAUUUCGGCAGUGUUCAUGGCUUUAGUUCCUCGCUAUGGCCAUAAAUAUGUUCUUUUGUAUAUCACUAUAUGCUCGUCCUUCGGAUCCCUUUCCGUCAUGUUCUGCAAAGGGGUUGGCCUAGCUCUUAAGCAGACCAUUGGUGGAGAAAACGAAUUCACCAACUGGGCUACUUGGGUAUGCCUUGUUGCUCUGAUAGCUUGUUUGCUGAUUGAAACUAUUUACAUGCAGAGGGCUCUGGACCUCUUCAAUAGUUCUGUUUUCAUGUCCAUCAAUUAUGUGUUGUUCACAUCUUUAGUCAUAGUGGCUUCCUCAAUUCUGUAUACUGAACUGAAAGUCAUUGGCUGGAAAAACAUCGUUCUUACAUUACUUGGAUUCAUUGUAAACAUUGUUGCUCUUUUCAUGUUACAUUUAGACAAAGAGGAAAGCAAUAACAGUUCGGCAGUAGAUCCAGAGGAACCCCCUGCAGAAGUUCCGCAGCCUACUAAAGGACCUGUCUCAGGACUUGAACAGGGCUCACCAUUGUUAGGCCGAGCCCCGGCUUCUCCUCUCGCUGGAAUAAAUUUGCCUCACACAAUGUUCCCUGGAAAGACCAAUUCCUGCAAGUCUCUCAUUAGCCAGACUUCGAUACCCAACCAUACCACAAGGGAAAACCAUCGGAACUCAUGUGAUCAUAACCAGGAUAAUGAAAGUCAUCACAGCAAUUCUUCUCAUGACAGUAGCAGUAGCAGCAGCAACAGUAGCGGAAGCAGCAGCAGCGUAGCAGGGCGUAGCAGUAGUGACUCUCUUAAGGAGCGGCGACAUAGUCAAGCUUGUGAAGAAAGCCGUGGCCACUGCAGAUCAUCUUCAGGGUGCAUGUGCGAAGUUCCGCUGCUGAAUGAACUUCACUCCUCCAGUUCAAAGUUUUCAGUACAAUUUGGACCCCAAAGAAAUGGCCGUAAAAGUGGCAGGAGUAACAAGAAAUCCAAAAAGGGCGACAUGGAUAUUGAUGUGGAAGAUGUCUCUCAGGAUACCGAUACUCAUCACCUUUAAAAAUCCUUUUGAUUUGGACAGAAGAAUCCCUUUCCUUUCCUUGUGUGCCAUAUUGACGGCUGUUUAGUACAGUGACUGCUACAACUAAUUUUUUUAAUAUCUUGAAGUAAUUUACGUUAAGAUGAUUAAUACAGGUCUGUAUAGGUACUAUAACAGAGUGCUGUCAUAUACCAUUACUUUCCUACACAUGUACGAGUACUGAACGGCAUAUGUCUUUACACUUACAUAAUAUGUGUAUAUGUCCUAAAGGGAAUGAUUUUUAAAGAGUAAAGCUCUGCAGAGAUAUGGAGAUAAUUAAUUCUAAGAGAUGAGAAUGAGAUUGUACAUAUGAAGUGCUUCACUUUGUUCAGUGUACGUCAACGCAUCAAGCAUUCCUGUUGAUUCCUAAUGUAUAGAGUUUUAUGAUCUUGUAAAUAUUGUAAAUAGAUGUGUAACUGUUUCUAAAGUGACGUGAGACUUACAGACAUUUCUUGCUACCCACUUGGGCGCAUUCUUUUAUCGCGGUGUCAGAAAAAGUGGACAUUUAAUGGCACUGCAUAAAUGGAGGAGAUUCAAGUUACCAAGGAAACUGCCAAGAAACCAUUGGAUCUGGAUGGUGGUAGACCCUAUUCACAUGCGCUUGCUCGCUGAAUGACAAGAGCAUCGUUCUAGAUGAUAUUUGAAAGAGUUUACAGUAUCAUAGGUUUUCUGGGUUAGGUCGUGGCUUCCCAAAACGUUACCCGAAGAGGAGAAACAUUGUAUAUGUAUA
This is a messenger RNA of Macrobrachium nipponense, 2861 nucleotides long. RefSeq lists its product as uncharacterized. NCBI's taxonomy places the organism in Eukaryota, Metazoa, Arthropoda, Malacostraca, Decapoda, Palaemonidae. The transcript is spliced from 5 exons. Gene Ontology annotation, biological process: magnesium ion transport. Bases 500 to 2113 code for a protein of 537 amino acids. Gene Ontology annotation, molecular function: magnesium ion transmembrane transporter activity. The record is from RefSeq and is a predicted model, not a curated record. Gene Ontology annotation, cellular component: membrane.